GUGUAGGCACAUUUGCAAAAAAAAGCCUUCAUCAUUUCGUCCAAAGCUUUCUGGCAGAAGCGUCAUCGGCAUUCCCGUGCACAAUGUUGUUCAGAUUAUUUCUAGUCGUACUUCUUGCCCGCGUUUGCCAAGGUUCGGAAAAAUUGAAGGUGACGGUUUCUCCGCGCGAUGCGCUCGAGGGCAAGCCGGUGAAGAUCCAAUGCGAGGUGCCCUCAAAGAGACUGGCCAGAUUCCAGUGGCUCCAGCUGCCCCCGGCCACCGCCUCUCGCAGACAGCUGUCGAUGGACAAUUCCACCAUCGUCAUCUCGUCACUGCAUCGCAGCGACGGUGCCGACUACAAGUGCAUUGCCACCACCGAUGAUGGAAUAACCCACACGGGCUCGACGAAGUUGGACGUCUAUUACCCUCCCCAGUCCAUGACGUUGAGGCUGAGCCCCCACGGCGAUCCGGUGGCCCGAAGCGAUCGGAGCCCGGCGCACGUGGCCGUGGCAAAGGGGGCCUCGCUCACGCUCAUCUGCGAAGGGGACUCCAACCCGACGCUGAUAAUGGCGUGGAAGAGAGGGUCGGAAGAGAUCGACCACUGGACCUCGGAGUACACCGUCGAGCAGCCGCAAGAGGCCGUGUACACGUGCGAGGCCGUGUACGAGAUCGCCAACGUCAAGUACAACGUUUCCGUCAACGUCACCAUUCAGGAACCGGUCUCAAAGCCACAAGUGAAGGUAGAGAGCACGGUGGUGCUGGACCGGGCGGGCGCUGUGACCAUGACCUGCUCACACGACAUGAACACACAGCCCGAGUACGGCUGGUUGCGGAACAAUCGACCCAUCUCCGCCCAGGAGGAGAGGCACACGUUCAUCGAUGGAGGUGCCUCCCUGCGUGUGGAAAGCGUCCGCCGUACAGACACGGGGGACUACCGAUGUGCGGUGUGGAAUGACGUGAGCAAGGAGACAAGCGAGCCAGUGGCGGUGACGAUUCUCGAAGCCGUCACAAAGCCGCGAGUUGAGAUGGACAGAAGCGAGGCACUAGAGGGGACUCACUCUGUGACCAUGACCUGCUCACACCACAUGAGCACACAGCCUGAGUACAGUUGGUUGCGGGACAAUCGACCCAUCUCUGCUCCGGAGGAGAGACACAAAUUCAUCGAUGGAAAUGCCUCCCUGCGUGUGGAAAACGUCCAAAAGGAAGAUGCAGGGCUGUACCAGUGUGUGGUAAAAAACAGCUUGAGUACAGAGACCAGUGAUCCAGUGAGGAUGACAGUUCUAGAAGCCGCCACAAAGCCGCGAGUUGAGAUGGACAGCAGCGAGGCACUAGAGGGGACUCACUCUGUGACCAUGACCUGCUCACACCACAUGAGCACACAGCCUGAGUACAGUUGGUUGCGGGACAAUCGACCCAUCUCUGCUUCGAAGGAGAGGCACAAAUUCCUCGAUGGAAAUGCUUCCCUGCGCAUGGAAAACGUCAAAAAGGAAGAUGCAGGGCUGUACCAGUGUGUGGUAAAAAACAGCUUGAGUGCAGAGACCAGUGAUCCAGUGAUGAUGACAGUGCUAGAAGCCGUCACAAAGCCACGAGUUGAGAUGGACAGAAGCGAGGCACUAGAGGGGACUCACUCUGUGACCAUGACCUGCUCACACGACAUGAGCACACAGCCUGAGUACAGUUGGUUGCGGAACAAUCGACCCAUCUCUGCUCCGGAGGAGAGAUGCAAAUUCCUCGAUGGAAAUGCCUCCCUGCGUGUGGAAAACGUCAAAAAGGAAGAUGCAGGGCUGUACCAGUGUGUGGUAAAAAACAGCUUGAGUACAGAGACCAGUGAUCCAGUGAAGAUGACAGUGCUGGAAGCCGUCACAAAGCCACGAGUUGAGAUGGACAGAAGCGAGGCACUAGAGGGGACUCACUCUGUGACCAUGACCUGCUCACACGACAUGAGCACACAGCCUGAGUACAGUUGGUUGCGGAACAAUCGACCCAUCUCUGCUCCGGAGGAGAGAUGCAAAUUCCUCGAUGGAAAUGCCUCCCUGCGUGUGGAAAACGUCAAAAAGGAAGAUGCAGGGCUGUACCAGUGUGUGGUAAAAAACAGCUUGAGUACAGAGACCAGUGAUCCAGUGAAGAUGACAGUGCUGGAAGCCGCCACAAAGCCGCGAGUUGAGAUGGACAGAAGCGAGGCACUAGAGGGGACUCACUCUGUAACCAUGACCUGCUCACACGACAUGAGCACACAGCCUGAGUAUAGUUGGUUGUGGGACAAUCGACCCAUCUCUGCUCUGGAGGAGAGACACAAAUUCUUCGAUGGAAAUGCCUCCCUGCGCGUGGAAAACGUCAAAAAGGAAGAUGCAGGGCUGUACCAGUGUGUGGUAAAAAACAGCUUGAGCACAGAGACCAGUGAUCCAGUGAUGAUGACAGUGCUAGAAGCCGUCACAAAGCCACGAGUUGACAUGGACAGAAGCGAGGCACUAGAGGGGACUCACUCUGUGACCAUGACCUGCUCACACGACAUGAGCACACAGCCUGAGUACAGUUGGUUGCGGAACAAUCGACCCAUCUCUGCUCCGGAGGAGAGACGCAAAUUCCUCGAUGGAAAUGCCUCCCUGCGCGUGGAAAACGUCAAAAAGGAAGAUGCAGGGCUGUACCAGUGUGUGGUAAAAAACAGCUUGAGUACAGAGACCAGUGAUCCAGUGAUGAUGACAGUGCUAGAAGCCGUCACAAAGCCGCGAGUUGAGAUGGACAGAAGCGAGGCACUAGAGGGGACUCACUCUGUGACCAUGACCUGCUCACACCACAUGAGCACACAGCCUGAGUACAGUUGGUUGCGGGACAAUCGACCCAUCUCUGCUUCGGAGGAGAGGCACAAAUUCCUCGAUGGAAUUGCUUCCCUGCGCAUGGAAAACGUCAAAAAGGAAGAUGCAGGGCUGUACCAGUGUGUGGUAAAAAACAGCUUGAGUGCAGAGACCAGUGAUCCAGUGAUGAUGACAGUGCUAGAAGCCGCCACAAAGCCGCGAGUUGAGAUGGACAGCAGCGAGGCACUAGAGGGGACUCACUCUGUGACCAUGACCUGCUCACACCACAUGAGCACACAGCCUGAGUACAGUUGGUUGCGGGACAAUCGACCCAUCUCUGCUUCGGAGGAGAGGCACAAAUUCCUCGAUGGAAAUGCUUCCCUGCGCAUGGAAAACGUCAAAAAGGAAGAUGCAGGGCUGUACCAGUGUGUGGUAAAAAACAGCUUGAGUGCAGAGACCAGUGAUCCAGUGAUGAUGACAGUGCUAGAAGCCGCCACAAAGCCACGAGUUGAGAUGGACAGAAGCGAGGCACUAGAGGGGACUCACUCUGUGACCAUGACCUGCUCACACGACAUGAGCACACAGCCUGAGUACAGUUGGUUGCGGGACAAUCGACCCAUCUCUGCUUCGGAGGAGAGGCACAAAUUCCUCGAUGGAAAUGCUUCCCUGCGCAUGGAAAACGUCAAAAAGGAAGAUGCAGGGCUGUACCAGUGUGUGGUAAAAAACAGCUUGAGUGCAGAGACCAGUGAUCCAGUGAUGAUGACAGUUCUAGGGCGUGUCUCAAAGCCACAAGUCAACAUGAAUGAAAGAAAGGUCGAGGAAGGGCACAGCCCUCUGAUCAUGACCUGCACAAAUAGCAGGGAAACGGGUCACCAGUUCCUCUGGUUCCAGGAUGAACGGCUCAUCUCUGCUCCGGACCAGAGGUUGUCGCUCUCCAAUGGAGGCGCCACUCUGCGCGUGGAAGUCGUCCAACUCAGCGACGCCGGGGAGUACACGUGCUUGGUGCAGAACAACGCGAGCGAAGCGAUCAGUGAGCCAGUGACGCUAACCGUCCUGGAGUCGCUCUCCAAGCCGGAGGUGAAGGUGAACGACAGCGUGGCUCGCGACGGCGACACUCGCGCGGUGCGCUUGGACUGCUGGCUCGCCGGGCGAGCGCGGGGCGGCGCGUCGUACUCGUGGCUCCUGGACGGCCGCAGGCUAGCGGAGGAGCCGGGGAAGUACGAGACGUCGGCCGACGGCGCCUCCCUGCUGGUGCUGCCCGCGGCUGUCGGCGCGUCUGGAGAGUUCCAGUGCGAGGUGCGCAACGGCCUGAGCAGCAAGAAGAGCGAGCCCGUCAAGUUGCCCCCUCCCGCCAGGGCGAAGGCGAGCCCCCAGGUGAUCUUGGGGGCCACGCUGGGCACCCUGGUGUCGGCCGCUGCCGCGGGACUCGUCUUUUGGACGUACAGGAAAGUCGCCUUCAGCAGGAGUGGCGCAAAGGGUAGGGACAGCGUUACAAACUCGGCGACUUGAUAUCGGUUCCUGGCCACGGCUAACACCAGUGUUACGACCUGUGGAAGAGCAUCAAGGGACCCAAACCUCCGCCAAGCUCAAAAACAGCAACCACCAGCGUCUGAGUUGAGCAGUCUUGUCGUCAAAAGUUUGCGCGGACGGAAAGUUGAAAGGGUAAAAACCUACUACUAUAUUUUGCCACUGGUAAAGGAGGUCUCAUAGUGUAAAUUUUUACACCGAGCUCUCAAUACUCUGAUAGUGCACUGUUUUUGAGUUGUACGCCUUUUGGCGUCAUCUGGUCCAACACCAAUGGAGACUAGGCUCUAAGAAAAGCUGUCUCGGGUGUGGACCAAUCAACUUCAAGGACAGUGCAUAUAAUUAUCAGAGUUGUUUCUUUUUGUUUGCAUUUUGACUGCUUGUGUUGUGGUUAUUGCAAACAUGAUGCCUUGUAUAAAGGUGCCAGUUUUUGUACCAGUUGAAAGGGUAAAAACCUAUUACUAAUGGAAAGAAUCCUGUUGUUGUGUGUGGUCGGAAGGAGUCGCUGGCCCGUGAGGCUGGGCGCAAGCGAUGAGUCUUGAAUGUAAAUAUCUCAGGGUUUCGGAAGGCAAUUUCAGAUCGUUUUUGGAUCUUCCGAUCGUCCACAUUUUUGUUGUGUACUCAUUUCAAAACGUCUUCGUGCUAACAAUAGUGAUGUCACCCAAUUCCACGUGACAUCACUUUUGGCGAAGAAAGCAUGGAGGUGACGUAAUGAUUUCAUAUCAGUCCGAAAGACGUGACAUUUUUUGGACUCUCCGAAAUUUCAUUUCUUUGGUUCGAUUUUCGCAUUAUUCAGAUUCAAUCCGAAAAUCGGGCACGCAUCCCUACUGUGUGCAGUCACACGAUCACUAUGAGUUAUAACACUGCAGAAUAUUUUAUGUGGGGGGGGGGGGGGGGGGGACAAAACACGCACCUGAAAUCCACCCUUGCAGAUCUGACAUUUGUUUUUAAAUCAUCGAUUACAAAAUUACGUAAAAUGCAAUUGCGCUUGAGUGCAAUCGCCAUUUCCGUUUACACCGAUAAAUCCCUGAACACGUCUGGCCAGCGUGGAAGAGUAGGCCAAGACACCGUCUGGAGGGGCUCUCCAUAGCUCCCUCGAGUGCAGGCUCUUGCGCGAGCAGUGGUGUGAGCAAACAAUUGCAGCGCUGCACCUUUAGCUACGUAUACACCCCUCCUGAGAUCCACGUUAAAAUAUUCUGCUCUGCAAUUCUAUCAUCCAGAAACUACAGUCAUAAUUUGAUCUUUUAGUGGAAGGCCUGACUGUAAGGUUUUCCCAAGAGGUGCCUAUUUUCUAUGGGGCAUUUAGAUACAUGGUACAUUAUAGAGUUAUCCCCCACAAACUCUAACUGGUCAUUUGCUUUUGCAAGUCUGAUAGUACAUGAAUAAAUGGAUAAUUGGUCAACAGAGGAUAUAUCGCUGUUAUUCUCUCCGGAUAGAAAGCACUUUUUCAGUGUAUAUUAAAGCAAAAGUUACAGAUGCAUCUCAUAAUCCAUGAGGUGUGUGUACCCAGAUUUGUAUAACUUCAUACGCACCGGUCACACGCUUACUGUGCAGUGCAUUUCAUAAUCCGGAGAGCGCCGCAAAACAUCGGUUACGUAAACAAAACGAACGCGUAGCAAACAACAGUAUAAUUAAUGUGUAAAAAAACUGAUUUUUUUUGUUAUUUCAUGACCAUGUUAUUGUGCUGGGUGAGACGCUACAAGAACACGGCAUUCUAAUCGCAGAUCGUCGUAAUCCCGUUCACGGUGGUGACAUUUUCCGUUGCCUCUGAAAACUUUCAGACUGAGUAUUUUAUUUUAAAAAAAUACUGCAGGAGGUCAGAUUUAAAAUCAAGCUCCCUUCGUCAAAUUGUGAGGCUCGUAAUUGUCGCUUGGGUAUGCGGGGAAAUUUGUUCAACUCUUUGAUGUCGGGAACAAACUGGGCAUACCGAGGAUCCAUUACUAGCGGCUAAUAGUAAUAUAUGCAUUUACAGUAGUUUUCUUUUCCUUUUUAAAUAACAGCAGUUAAUUUCGUUUGUUUCACAUACAAAUAAUGUGUCUCCAACCACACAUAAUCUGUUCGUUCCUUUAUAAUGACAUAAUUUUAGACAGUUUAAUUUUUUUAGCCAUGUGCGAUAUGAAUCGAUGUUAAUGGCAUUUCUGUCGUAAAUGAUGCAUCUUAAAUUGAGCUAAUUAUUUAAAAGAAAAACUACAAAUUUAAGUAUGCCUUGCAAUGUUCUACCUACCGACAGUAAUUAUUGCAAUUCAGAUAUUAAGAUAACGAUUAAAAAAAAAAAUGUUUUAACUUCAAUCUGAAAACCAUCCUUUCAGAGCGUUCAGUGUUUAUUUUAUCUCGUUUUUUGUUUUUACAUGAACGUAGUAAAAUCUGAGAUAAAGCCUCGAGCACUAAUACAAUGGUAAUUACAUUUACAAUGGCUCCUUAUCAGUUGUUGUUUUUAGAAAGCACAAGACCUACAGCAGCAGAUUAGCAUGCAUUGCAUAAUAACAAACAACAUUGCAUUUCAACAAAAAAAUAAUCCACAUUGGAUCCUAACAGCCCAGAGAAUUUCUACCCUAUGUGUGUACUUGUGUUGAACAUCUUUCGCACCGCACUUAGCCAACCGUGCUAAUCGGAGGUGCGGGGGAAGAACAACAAACUAAACGCAAAAAAUAAGUUCUAGAAAAAUGAGAUUUCAAUCGACUGUAUAUUUUUAAGUGUAAAGCUCCAGUGGCUUCCUAAUAUCGGAAGGAAUUGCGUUCCAGAUGGGCGCAGAAGCGCGUCUGAAAGCGCGUGAUGCAGUGACCGUAUUUUGUUCGACGGUUUGGCCAAAAGGCCGCUGUGAGGAUGACCGGAGUUUGAAAACAAAAAUGAAUGUAAAAAUGCGAAUAUUUUCUCAAGUUCUAUCAACAACUUUGUCCGCAACGUCAUGGUCCAAUCUUAGAACAUGCAAAUUUAUGACAAUGAAAAACAUCUGGCUCCGAAAUGUCCUCCAGUGUGUCUCGAACCUUGAGAUGCAGCCGUCACAUUUGUUGAUUAGUUCACAUUAUAUUGUAAAAAAAAACGUUAUUAUACAGUGAUACGCAGCUAUAUUAAAGUGGUACUAAUAUACACUUUGAUUCAUAUGUAUUUCUGUAAAAAUAUGAACAAAAGCAGAAUGUGAGGAUAAAAAAGUACAUCUAAUAAAUCCAUAUGGUUUAGCCGAAGUUAUGAUUCUUACGGGAAAUUGGCAAUUGUGAAAUGAUUCCAUUUUGAUUUCACUAUUUCCCCAAUUGCCAAACUCAGAUCUCAUUUUUUUGUUGUUGCAACGAAAGAGCAAUUAGAUUUUUUUCAUUUCCUCUAUGGACACGUAAUGGGGUGCAAGAGGGCAUCACAUCCUGUAUCAAGACAUGUGCAACUACAUUGACCUUGCUAUUCAGUCACAGUACAGCCAAUAAAACUUGCCGUGACGCCGGCACACGUGACUUCUAAGAGCCUUUAUUCAGACACAGCACUCACGAUGCCCAGGGCUGGUUCUUGAGAGCUUGAGCUCCGUCUCUUCUCGACCGUCCCCUCUCCUUGCGCUCGUUUCCUUUAAUACCUAACCAGGGGCGGUUUCUUCAUUAGGGCGAUUGGGCGACGCACCACCAAUGUCAUUCAACCACAGAGUCACGCUAGCCAUCACUGUGCCUCUGGAUAUAGUCCUAAUCAUCGUCAUGCUACGUUCUGUGGAGUACCGCCUCUUUUUGGGCGAUUUCCCUCCGGCUGAGAAUCGCCCCGAGUGGUCCCAUAGACUUACAUUCAAAGAUGUUUUUUUUCGAACGGGGGGCGCUGCAAUGCAUUCUCUAUGGCUUCUGGGAGGGCUCGCACUAACGUGCUUACGUCAUCAUACGUAAGCACGUUUCAUCCAACAAAAUUAUUUGUCGCCACCUAGUGGAAUCUUUAAUAAAAGAAACAUGAGUGGAUUGUAUUAAUAGUGAGUAUAGAAACAAACAAGAUGUAUUGUAAGAGUCACUUUAUUUUUCAUUAAUAUUAAAGAAGUGAAGUUGCCUUUACAUGCUUAAGCUGUUAAUUGAUCCUUUGCAUGGGUGGACCUUAUCCUUAUCAAUCAUUCAGACAUUUGCCCCCCCUGAGAGAUUUUGCAGGAGCCGCCACUGUACCUAACCAAGGCCCCUCUCUGGAAGCUUCGAUCACCCCACUCCCUUCGGUCAAUCCUGACCCUUCCCCACCAGCGGCUCUCAAGUGUCCUACUACAUUCUAGACUUGAAGCUUUCGUGACUGCAAGGAAUCAUAUUCUUAGGUGUUUUUGGUAAAGUCACGUAGGUAAAACAUCAAAAUUAAUAAAAUAAUAAAAUAAAAUAAAGAUCACGACGUUUCGGAGACUUGUGUUGCCUCCGAAACGUCGUGAUCUUUAUUUUAUUAUUUUAUUAAUUUUGAUGUUUUACCUACGUGACUUUACCGAAAACACCUAAGAAUAUGUCCUACUACAAUCCACCCUUUGUACUUACCGCUUCUUUAACUUUCAAGUCUUUCCUCUAAUUCCUUCCAAUCUUCGCCUCCUCCUCCACCAAUCGCUGUGGAGGCCUCUCUGCACCAGUGAGAGAACUUAGCCUACUUUCCGAUUGCAUGUCUGACCGUACAAUUGCGUCAACUAAUCGGUCUGUUAUCUCGGUCAUUACAAACCCUGUAUCGUGGAGAUGUAGAAGCCCUGUACGCAGGGAUUAUUGUUAUAUGCUACACAGUUUUAAAAAGAUCACACUAUUGUGUGAGAAUAUGUAUGUGGUUUUGACUGUAAAUCUACUGCAUACGAGGCACAAAAUGUGUAGGACAUGAGAGUUAUAGAAAGUAAUAUUUAAUUGCAGUAACACCGAUACACUGCACGGGAUGAAGGCAUUUGCACGAACAGGUCUAUUGUUAAGUGCAACAGGGUCGCAGUGGUGAUCUCGAUUGGUGGAAAUUCCACUGCCCCAUGACAGGCACCAGUCUUGCUGUAUGACAACCACUCCAAACUUCUCACAAGGUUGUCUGAUUGUUGUUGUUGCCGAUUACCAAAUCACCCAGAACGCACCCAAUGGUGUCAUGCCUCAGGCUAUGUAGAGUUCAUCUUCUUGGUUUUUUCGGUAAAGUCACGUAGAAGGGAAGUAAUAAAAUAAUAAAAAGAAAACAUAAUAAGAAUUAUUUUAUUAUGUUUUAUUUGUAUUAUUUUAUUACUUCCCUUCUACGUGAAUUUACCGAAAGAACCAAGAAGAUGAAUCCCUGCAGUCACGAAAGCUUUAAAUCGAAAUUUAAGUAGAGUUCAGUUCGCGUAGUACGACUGCACUCAGAUUGGAAACUUGCCUUCGUGUUUACCAGGCUUUGGCUGCCAGGUUUCCAGGGAACGCUGUUAGUAGAGUCUGUUCGAUAACACUGCGUGUUUUCAUAAUGGGAUAUCACGCGAUGAAUGCUUUAAGGAACACACUUUAUAUAACGCGCUUGCGUUAUAUAAACUGAACGGAACUAGGUCGCGCGAGUAGGAAUAAGCGGUCGGACGGCUGCCUCGGCGUAGGCGUCAUUCAAGGCGGGAUGCUGCUGGAUGCUUCGAGAUGCUACCCACGCGCCUCAGUCUUUGUUCAGCCUGCUUACACAUCUCACUGUGCUAGACCCUAUAUAAUUUACUUUUCAUUAUAACGCGAUUAUUCCACAGCGCGGAGUUCUUCGGGAACGCAACUGCCGUGUCAUAUGAGAACAGACUUACCGCACAGAAAAUAAUUAUAUCCGUGGAAGGCUUUGAGUUGUUACCACUUGUAUGCACGGGUCUUCUCCAAGCACUCCGGGUUUUCUCCACUGGCCGGACGUCCACUGAUGGAACUGGCCAAACAUCCUGGUACGGGACUCUUGAGAGUGAUUUUGGGUUGUGCCUCAUGUUGCUCGACACGAUGUCUUGCCAUUUCCCUCUACGUUGCUGAGAAAUUCCUCAGGAAAUGAGGGCCUCUGAGAAAAAGGCUUUCCCAGGUGAGUUAGGUCACUAUUGUUGACCACAUUGUGGAGAUGACAGGCGUAGUUGUUCCGCUCUUCCUUAAGUGCCAUUCUCGACUCAAUAUUGUGCAACAAAUGGGUCUUUGAUAGCGAGUAUUUCCCCAAAGUUACCGCACAUACAGAGCAAGUGAUUUCGCGUAAAAAAAUAUAUUUGUGUUGUUUUCAAUUGGAAUACUUUAGACAUUUUAGUUGUAUUUUUAUCAUGUACAUAUACAGGCCUUUAACCAAUCCACUGCUGAAUGAAGGUCUCCUCUCCAUGUCCUGCGUUUGGGAACGAGGUUGGGGGUAGAUAUUUGACCAUAUUUCACCAUGCUGCUUUUCUGCACUGACCUCUGAUGACUACAAUGUAAGGUGUGGUUGAGUAUAUUUAAUACAUAAAAAACAAUUAAGAUGUUUCUUUUGUGCACUGAAAUGGCCAAUUUCUGUGAAUGAAAUUGUAGACUGUUACCGUGAAAUUGUAGACUGUUAUCGUCAUAUCGUGGCCUUUAUUAUCAUCGUGAAAAUAAAUACAUGUUGCGUCGCCCCUAGUUUGGAUAACCAUGCAACGGUAAACCGGCUGACAUUACCCUCUUCACGUAGACCAAGGUUCUCCACAUUUGGUGGCCAGGGCAUGAUGCUCAACUUUCUUGUGAGCUCUCCAAACUUGUGAGCUCUUCAACCAAGAGCUCACGGGAAAGGCGAGUGGCCUACAGUUAGCACAAUACACAUCUGCACAAGACUUGAAUGGUAAAUUCGCUCAAUUUUAGCCCGCUGCAGUGAUGUUCUUGCUAUCAAGCAGUGUUAAUGACAACGGUGAUAGCGAGAGUAUUCUUGAGUCGUGGCUAAAUGCACGGUUUUCAGCGAGGUUCCAGAUUAUCAUCUAUUAUCGGUAAGGAAUUAUAUUUGCCGAGUGCAGUGUGGUUUCACUUGUCAUUGAAUUAUUCACGUGGUUAACGGUGUAAGUAACUAGAUCACUUGUAUGUAUCUAUGUUCAACUUCUUUUGCACCAUACAUAGUCAAGUGUGGUAAUCGGAGGUGCGGGGAAAUAUAUAUUUUUUGUAAGGCAAUCCAUUUUAUAUUGUAAGUUGUAUCGUCCGCUAAGUUUUU
This is a messenger RNA of Lethenteron reissneri (Far Eastern brook lamprey), 11351 nucleotides long. Its product is annotated as hemicentin-2-like. The record is from RefSeq and is a predicted model, not a curated record. NCBI's taxonomy places the organism in Eukaryota, Metazoa, Chordata, Hyperoartia, Petromyzontiformes, Petromyzontidae.